Molecule: messenger RNA, 4110 nt
Organism: Alligator sinensis (Chinese alligator)
Lineage: Eukaryota; Metazoa; Chordata; Crocodylia; Alligatoridae
Product: aldehyde oxidase 3
Exons: 34
Coding region: 68-4063 (1331 amino acids)
Molecular function (GO): NAD binding; oxidoreductase activity; 2 iron, 2 sulfur cluster binding
Source: RefSeq, a predicted model, not a curated record
CAAUUUCCUUGAUUUCUUGCUCAGGUUUAACAUCUUCCUCUUUCUAGUCACACUUGGGUGCAGAACCAUGGCUUGCCCUCCACAGUCAGAUGAGCUCAUAUUUUUUGUGAAUGGCAGGAAGAUGAUGGAGAGCUGUGCAGACCCUGAAGAAGAGUUGUUGUCUUAUCUGAGAAAGGGGCUUCGUCUCACAGGGACGAAAAAAGGCUGUGGAAUAGGGGGCUGUGGUGCCUGCACAGUGAUGAUAUCCACGUAUGACCCAGUUUCCAAGAAGAUACUACAUUAUCCUGCCAACUCCUGCCUGCUCCCCAUAUGCUCGCUGCAUGGCACUGCAGUCACCACUGUGGAAGGUGUUGGAAGCACAAAAACCAGGAUUCACCCAAUUCAGGAAAGGCUGGCCAAGUGCCAUGGCUCUCAAUGUGGCUUCUGCACCCCUGGAAUGGUGAUGUCCAUGUACGCUUUGCUGAGAAACCACCCGGAGCCCUCCAUGGAGCAGAUAACUGCAGCUCUGGACGGUAAUUUGUGCCGUUGCACUGGAUAUAGACCAAUAAUAGAAAGCUACAAAUCAUUUGCUGGGGAACCAACCUGCUGCCAACUGAGAGGAACAGGACAGUGCUGCCUGGAUCAGGAAGGAGGUGUGUCCUCAUCUUCUGAUAGGGGAGAUCGGAUGCGUUCAGGUCUCUGCAAUCCGGAAGAAUUUCAGCCUGCUGAUCCAAGUCAAGAGUUUAUAUUUCCACCUGAACUUAUGAGAAUGGCUCAGGAGCAGCAGGGAAGAACUCUGUUUUUUCAGGGGGAAAGAACUACGUGGAUUUCUCCCGCUAGCCUGCGGGAGCUUCUGGAGCUCAAGACCAAGUAUCCCAAAGCACCUGUUGUUGUGGGGAACACCAGCGUUGGACUUGAUAUGAAGCUCGGUGGUGUUCAUCAUCCAGUUAUCCUCCAUCCUGAUAGGAUUCCAGAGCUGCGUAUUGUGAGUAACACUAACAACGGACUAAUGAUAGGAGCUGCCUGCCGACUGGCUCAGCUCAGAGACAUCCUGAUGAAAGCAGUCUCGGGGCUCCCAGAGGAGAAGACAAAGAUCUUCUAUGCUCUCUUGCAGCAGCUGAGAACUCUAGCUGGUGAACAGAUCAGGAGUCUGGCUUCCUUAGGGGGACACAUUGUUAGUAGAGGAUCAACUUGGGAUCUGAACCCUGUCCUGGCAGUUGGCAACUCUGUCCUCAACCUGGCAUCUACAGAUGGAAAACGGCAGAUUCCUUUAACUGAUGACUUUCUUUCUGGUUGUGAAAAUGCAGACAUUAAGCCAAACGAGGUUAUAGUGUCAGUUCUCAUCCCAUACUCUAAGAAGGAUGACUUUGUGUCAGCCUUCCGACAGGCAGAGCGCCGGAAGAACGCCUUGUCGAUUGUGAAUUCUGCAAUGAGAGUGCUUUUCAAACCAGGCACAAAUAUCAUUAUGGACCUGAACAUUCUUUAUGGAGGCAUUGGCUCUACCACAGUCAGUGCAAAGAAAUCCUGCCAGAAGCUCAUCAGGAGGCAAUGGAAUGAGCAGAUGCUGGGUGAAGCUUGCAGACUGGUGCUUGGCGAAAUUUUUCUCUCCCCCUCAGCUCCAGGUGGGAAGGUGGAAUACAGAAGAACUCUGCUUGUCAGCUUCCUUUUCAAAUUCUACCUGGAAGUGUUGCAUGGUUUAAAGAUGAUGGACCCAUCAAAGUAUCCUGACCUGCCGAAGAAAUACAUGAGUGCCCUCAGAAACUUUGAAUGCAGACCUCCCCAGGGAAGACAAGUAUACCAGGAUGUAGAUCCAGGACAGCCACCCCAGGAUCCAGUGGGACAUCCUAUCAUGCACCAGUCUGGAGUUAAACAUGCCACAGGUGAAGCUGUCUACUGUGAUGACAUGCAUCCUGUAGACGGAGAGCUCUCUUUGGCCGUGGUCAAAAGUUCAAAAGCGCAUGCAAAGAUUGUAUCAAUUGAUGCAUCAGAGGCCUUCAAAGUGCCAGGAGUGGUUGAUGUGGUAACAGCUAGCGAUGUUCCAGGGGAAAAUGGCACUAAAAAUGAGAAAGCAUUUGCAGGAGAAGAGGUGAUUUGUGUGGGUCAGAUUAUCUGCGCUGUAGUUGCAGAGUCAGAUAUUCAGGCAAAAAGAGGGGCUGAAAAAGUGAAGAUACAGUAUGAAGAACUGGAGCCAAUUCUGACCAUUGAGGAUGCAAUAAGGCACAAUUCAUACAUUGGAAAAGAAAAAAAAGUAGAAAAAGGAAACAUUGAGAGAGGAUUUAAUUCAGCUGAUGAAAUAAUUGAAGGUAAAAUGACUAUUGGAGGACAGGAACAUUUUUACCUGGAACCUAACAGUGUACUUGUUGUUCCAAGAGGAGAGGAUAAUGAAAUGGAUGUAUAUUCAUCUACUCAGUAUUCAUCGAAUGUACAGGAAUUAGUGGCUUCAGCUCUAGACGUCCAGUCCAAUAAGAUCAUGUGCCACACAAAACGUGUUGGUGGAGCUUUUGGUGGGAAAGUUACAAAACCCUCCUAUUUUGCUGUAAUUGCAGCAGUGGCAGCAAACAAGACUGGGCGUCCAGUCCGUUUUAUCUUGGAGCGACAUGAUGAUAUGCUCAUCGUUGGAAACCGACACCCUUUCCUUGGAAAAUAUAAGGUAGGAUUCAUGAAUGACGGUAGAAUCGUGGCUGCAGACAUUCAGGCCUACAUUAAUGCUGGGUGUACACCAGACGAGUCUGAAAUGGUAAUAGCGUAUAUUGUAUUAAAAAUGGAUAACGCUUACAAGAUCCCCAAUUUCCGAGUCAGGGGCCGCGCCUGCAAAACGCAUUUGCCCUCAAAUACUGCCUUCCGGGGAUUUGGCUUCCCACAAUCAGGACUGUUUGCAGAAACCUGGGUUAUAGCCGUGGCAACCCAAACUGGUUUACCACCCGAGAAGGUUCGGGACAUGAACAUGUAUGAAGGAGUUAACGUAACUCCUUUCAAAGAGCAGUUUGAUGCAACAAACCUGAGGAAAUGUUGGACAGAAUGUUUGGAGAAGUCUGAAUACUACAGCAGGAAAACAGCAGCGGAAGAAUUCAACAAGCAAAAUUACUGGAAAAAGAAAGGGAUUGCUAUUAUUCCCAUGAAGUUCACAGCUGGAUUUAAUAUGACGUUUUACCAUCAGGCUGCAGCUCUGGUGCAUAUCUAUACAGAUGGGUCAGUGCUGGUGACUCAUGGUGGAGUUGAACUGGGACAAGGAAUUCACACCAAGAUGCUACAGGUUGCUAGCCGUGAAUUAAAGGUACCACUGUCAUACAUACACCUGUGUGAAACAAGUACAACAACUGUACCUAACGCAUUAGUCACAGCAGGAUCAGUUGGAUCAGAAACCAAUGGAAAAGCAGUCCAGGAUGCUUGUCAGAUUCUUCGGAAGCGCCUGGAACCCAUCAUUCAGAAGAAUCCUGAAGGCAAAUGGGAGGACUGGGUUAAAGAAGCUUUUAAGCAAAGCAUUAGUCUUUCAGCCACUGGGUACUUCAGAGGCUAUGAUGGAAAUAUGAACUGGGAGAAGGGAGAAGGACACCCAUUUACAUAUUUUGUUUAUGGAGCUGCUUGCUCAGAGGUUGCAAUUGACUGUCUCACAGGAGAUCACAAGAACCUCAGAACUGACAUUGUUAUGGACAUUGGAUGCAGCAUAAAUCCAGCAGUGGAUAUAGGGCAGAUUGAAGGAGCCUUUGUUCAGGGCAUUGGACUUUAUACACUGGAGGAAUUAAACUAUUCUCCCAAAGGAGUCCUUCACACUCGGGGACCAGAUCAUUAUAAAAUCCCAGCAGUCUGUGACAUCCCAGAACAGUUCAGUGUUUCCCUGCUGUCACCUUCACAAAAUCCCCAUGCAAUCUAUGCAUCCAAGGGUGUAGGUGAGGCAGGGUUGUUCCUGGGAUGCUCUGUAUUCUUUGCUCUAAGGGAUGCAGUGUCCACUGCACGAAAGGAGAGAGGAUUACCAGGGGCCUUCACGCUGAACAGCCCCCUGACGCCUGAGCGGAUUCGAAUGGCCUGUGCUGAUGACUUUACCCAGAUGGUAAUGGGGCUUUACUUUUUGAGAGUUUCUGUUUAGCUGCUGCCUAUUCCGUUUGGCAUCUUGGGCCCAUAGUUUUUAUAGUU